AUGUUGGUCGCAGGUGACUUCAUAGAUGCAAAGCUAGGUGCCGCACUUGGUAUUACUACUCUGGCAGCUGCAGCUUUGGGUAAUUCCAUCGGGGAUGUAUCAGGGAUAUGGCUGGGGAGCACAGUCGAAGCUUUCACUCAUAGAAUGGGUCUUCCUGACCCUAAUUUAACCAAGGCACAACGUAUGUUGCAUUCUGUAGCUCUCACAAAGACAGCUGGGAAUGUUGUCGGGGUACUCAUCGGUUGUUUUCUGGGAAUGUUCCCUCUGAUGUGGCCGGAAGAUUAUCGUCUGUGGCGUUCACCAGAGCAUGAUCAUGCUCCGCCCAAUAAGGACGAGGAAGAUUGA
Messenger RNA from Perkinsus marinus ATCC 50983, 345 nucleotides. RefSeq lists its product as hypothetical. Lineage: Eukaryota; Perkinsozoa; Perkinsida; Perkinsidae. The transcript is spliced from 4 exons. The record is from RefSeq and is a predicted model, not a curated record. Bases 1 to 345 code for a protein of 114 amino acids. Gene Ontology annotation, cellular component: mitochondrion.